Molecule: messenger RNA, 558 nt
Organism: Helobdella robusta
Lineage: Eukaryota; Metazoa; Annelida; Clitellata; Rhynchobdellida; Glossiphoniidae
Exons: 5
Coding region: 1-558 (185 amino acids)
Biological process (GO): proteasome regulatory particle assembly
Cellular component (GO): nucleus; cytoplasm
Molecular function (GO): protein binding
Source: RefSeq, a predicted model, not a curated record
AUGAAUCUAUUCAAACAUCUAUAUUUUAAACAGCAAAAAGAUAUUGGAAUGACAGAAUCUCUUGUGGACAACGAACAGUUUCCCCGCAAUGACAUCGACAUAAUUACUGUUCGUAAUGCCAGACAAAAAAUCAUUUGCUUACAAAAUGAUCACAAGGCAAUAAUGAAGGAGAUUGAAACUCAGCUGCACAAGUUACACCAUCAAUCAACAAAAACUAGCCACAGCAUCGUAACUGAUUUGAAACAGCUAGGUGUGGUUGAUGAUGAAAAAAAUAAAAAUUGCUCGACACCUUUUGCAUCCGUUGGAAAAGUUGAAGCUGGUUCUCCGGCUGAUGUGGCCGGUUUGAAAUCUGGUGAUCUCUUACUCCAGUUUGGAUCGCUCAAUGUUAAAAAUUUCCGUAACUUACAGGAUUUUGCAAAAAUUGUUCAACACAACAAAGGGCAAUCACUGCAUUUUGUGGUUUCAAGAAAUUACCAACCAUUACGAUUGUGUGUAAAACCAAGUGAGUGGCAUGGACCAGGACUCUUAGGGUGUAAUAUCCUUCCAUUAAAGAACUGA